This is a messenger RNA of Varanus komodoensis (Komodo dragon), 2049 nucleotides long. RefSeq names its product serine/threonine kinase 33 (gene STK33). NCBI's taxonomy places the organism in Eukaryota, Metazoa, Chordata, Lepidosauria, Squamata, Varanidae. The transcript is spliced from 16 exons. Gene Ontology annotation, biological process: protein phosphorylation. The record is from RefSeq and is a predicted model, not a curated record. Gene Ontology annotation, molecular function: ATP binding; protein kinase activity. Bases 417 to 1865 code for a protein of 482 amino acids.
CUUGGGGCGCUGCUGGUUCCAAUGAAUGAGGGAAGCGCAGCAUCUCCGCCACUGGUUGGAGCGGCGGGGCCACUCAGCGCUGUGUGGAGGACCUGACCGGUGCGUGUGUUUACCAGAGUCCUUCCAUCGGGGUCUGCGCCAUCCUGAGGUAGGAGGAUUUUGAAGUUGUACUUCUGCCUUCAUGUGACCAAUCAGAUGUGAGUACAUCAGAAUCUAUAUUGCUAUGGUGCAGAAUUUGGAAUUUUUUUUUAAGAGGAGAACUGCAGAGUGACCUUCAGCAGACGGGCCAUUAUAAUAAGUCAAUAAACUCGUGAGUUCUGUAGUUUUGGAGUCCAGUGAUCUCUCUCUAUCCAGUGUUGCUUCUACUCGUUUCUAUGACAGUAUUACCUACUUGAUCAUGGCCCUCACAUUAUAAGAUGUCAAAGUCAGACCUAACAGACUGUCACAGAAAAAUGCUCAUUACCUCAGGCAUUCGUGGUAGUAAUACAGAAUUCAAAGUUCCUCACACACGAAUAGAGGAUGGAGCAGCAAUUCAGCAAAUUUAUUCUUUUGGAAGGAAAUUAGGACAAGGAAGCUUUGGUGUAGUAAUUGAAGCAACACACAAAGAAACAGGCAUAAAGUGGGCAAUCAAAAAAGUGAACCGGGAAAAGGCUGGAAGUUCUGCUGUGAAACUGCUUGAGCGGGAAGUGAGCAUCCUAAAAAGAGUAAACCACGAGCAUAUAAUUCAUCUCGAAGAAGUGUUUGAGACACCAAAACGCAUGUACCUUGUAAUGGAGUUAUGCGAGGAUGGAGAACUUAAAGAAAUUCUUCAAAAGAAAGGUCAAUUUACAGAGAAUGAGACACGACACAUAAUUCAGAGUCUUGCAUCAGCAAUAGCAUAUCUUCAUAGAAAAGAUAUUGUUCAUAGAGAUUUGAAAUUGGAAAACAUUUUGGUUAAAAGCAGUGACAUUGAUGAAGAAAAUGAAAUUAAAUUAAAUAUAAAGGUGACUGAUUUUGGUUUAGCAGUACAAAAGAUGGGGGGAAGUGAAAGCAUGUUUCAGUCUACCUGUGGGACUCCAAUCUACAUGGCCCCAGAAGUGAUAAGUGCUCAUGACUAUAGCCAACAGUGUGAUGUUUGGAGCAUAGGUGUCAUCAUGUAUAUGCUAUUAUGUGGUGAGCCACCUUUUAUAGCAAGCUCUGAAGAAAAACUUUUUGAAGUCAUAAAGAAAGGAGACCUUCAUUUUAAACAUUCAACUUGGGAAUCCAUCGGGGAGACUGCCAAAAAUGUGCUGCAGUUGCUUCUUAAAGUAGACCCUGCCCACAGAAUCACGGCUAAUGAACUGCUUGACUCCCAGUGGAUAACAGGUGAAACAGACAUUGUUCAGAGGCCAUUUAAUGUCCUUGAACUGAUGAAGAGGUGGAAUAGCAGCACCAGCACAGAAUGUGGAGAAGCAGGUGUUCUUGAAGAUGAAUUGAAUGGUGCAUCAUCCACUACACAACAGGAAGAAAGUCGUGAAGGACAAGACAGCCCUGUUAGCAACAAUGGCAACUCAGAUCGCAGCAUAGAAACAGAAACAGAGAGUGGAAGCAGCAAACCCUCCACACCAACAAAACAAGCUAACAAGAAAAAAAGUUACAAUGCUUUACCAAAUGGGACAUUUAGAAAGAAGAGUUCCUCUAUUAAGUCAACUUGCAGUAUUCAGAGUGGCGGAACUGGGUCAGCAUCUCCAGGAUCAAUUGUAAAGCACAGCCUGGAUAGUCAAGAAAAGAAAACUGAAAUGGAAAAGUCUCCUUUUUUUUCAACUCAAGCGUUGUCAGUCAAAAGUCCACACAAAUCAACUACCCUUAGUGGCCUACACAAAUCCAAAAAGAAACCAUCUACUUAGAAUAUGGGAUCCAUCUGCGUAGAAUAUGGCUCUUGCAAAGUCAUUAUUGUUGGUGCCAAAAUAUGGCAACUGUAUAUAAAGGACCAACGUAUCUCAAACUCUUACGCCUUUUUUGUUGUUCUGAGACCUGUAAUCAUCAAGUGUGCUCUAGUUUCACAGUAGUACUGUUCAAGCUCUAAAACAG